AGUGACUGCGCAUGCGCUGGCUCCAUUGCCAUGCUCGUCUCAAAGUUGAAGCUGAACAGUUGACAACAAACACGCAGACGUUUCUCUACGUUGAUGCAGUUGUCUGAAGUCAGCUGAUUGACCUGCUGCUUGUCACCUGUCGGAGUCCGAGUCGCUGAUGCUUUGAUAUAAUGAGCUGCGUCGAAGGGAAGAACGAACCUGCAGUUUACCAACGGGUCGUGUCCAAGAACGCCUCGCCGUACCACUACAUGAAAGUUUGUCUUGUGCUGGAGGAUGAGUCUACCAGACUGAGUGCAGUCGAACUGAAGCAGUUCAUCAUCACAGGUCUGAACAGUCUGUAUGGAGAGGUGGGAGCAGCUUUGAACUUUGACCUGUUGAAGUAUGAUGAAGACACCCUCACUGCUCUUCUGCGUGUUUACAGCAAGGGUUUGGUGAAGCUGUGGAGCUCCCUGACUCUGCUGGGCUCCUACCAGAACCAGGCCUGUGCCUUCAGAGUGCUGCAGGUGUCUCCGUAUCUCCUUGCGCUGACAGGAAACAGUCGGGAGCUUCAGCUGGACUGAAAGAGAAGGACCUUCAUUUUCUUCAGGAUGAGGUUCAUGUGGAGCAGCAUCUUUAAUAAUCCGGGGCUGCGCCUCUCCCCUCC
Epinephelus fuscoguttatus (brown-marbled grouper) is the source of this 643-nucleotide messenger RNA. RefSeq names its product ribonuclease P/MRP 14 subunit (gene rpp14). The coding region runs from base 171 to 560 and encodes 129 amino acids. Lineage: Eukaryota; Metazoa; Chordata; Actinopteri; Perciformes; Serranidae. Gene Ontology annotation, cellular component: ribonuclease P complex. Gene Ontology annotation, biological process: tRNA 5'-leader removal. The record is from RefSeq and is a predicted model, not a curated record. The transcript is spliced from 6 exons.